AUGAAGCCAAAAGUUAUUACCUUUGGUUUCAGACAAAACAGGGUUUCUGGUACUGCUACCAGGAGGAGCACAAACAUCAUACUAGGAAAACCUGAAUGGGACAAAUCAUCAAUCACCAAAGCAAAAAUCUCUGUUCCACAGAAAAAACCCAAACCCAUUUUCACAACCACACAUGACAAAAAAAUCACAGAAAAUGUGAAUCAUGGAGUGAACAAAAAAAGUGACACAUUCCCAUCACGAGUUGCAGGAAAAACAUCAAAAACAUCAAAGAAGAAUUCCUUGGAGGAGGGUUGUGUUUCAGAGCCCAAAACUCCAGCAGCAGUAGCAGCAGCAGCAGCAUUGUCCCAUGUUAGAACCAAUAUAUCGACACCAUUCCGCACUGCACAGCAUUGUAGCAAAUGCCGCUUUGACAGGCUUGAGACCUCAUCUUAUUGGGUUGGUCAAAUCAAAAUGGCUGAGUCUGUUGGCAAGCAUUUUGUUGCUUCUGACUUCUUCAGGCUUGCUUUGGAAUCUCAGGCUGAGCCAAUUAGGAAACUGCAGAUGGAGCUUAGAAGGUACCUGUUGAGGCAUGAAUACCUUUGGGAGCAGAAGGAAUGGAGAGAAGUUGCUGCUAGCUAUGGAGUGACCUCAGCCACUCAUGAAUCCAAAAAUGGAAGUCAUACCUACCAAGUUGAUGAAACAUGA
Vigna radiata var. radiata (mung bean) is the source of this 684-nucleotide messenger RNA. RefSeq lists its product as uncharacterized. Lineage: Eukaryota; Viridiplantae; Streptophyta; Magnoliopsida; Fabales; Fabaceae. The coding region runs from base 1 to 684 and encodes 227 amino acids. The transcript is spliced from 3 exons. The record is from RefSeq and is a predicted model, not a curated record.